Messenger RNA from Amphiprion ocellaris (clown anemonefish), 5429 nucleotides. It is a transcript of the gene jph3a, whose product is annotated as junctophilin 3a. Bases 1009 to 3624 code for a protein of 871 amino acids. Gene Ontology annotation, biological process: regulation of synaptic plasticity. Gene Ontology annotation, cellular component: plasma membrane; endoplasmic reticulum membrane; junctional membrane complex. The record is from RefSeq and is a predicted model, not a curated record. Lineage: Eukaryota; Metazoa; Chordata; Actinopteri; Pomacentridae. The transcript is spliced from 5 exons.
GUGGAACAGUCCUGUAAUGAGCAGAUUUUAGAGAGAGAGAGGCAGAGAUAGAAAGAGAGAGAGAGAGGCCGAAAAACAAGAGAGGACAGAUGACUUGGUGGAAUUGGGAUAUUACCACAACAAUCCAGAUUUAGGCGAGCGCUGGGAUGGAGAGGACAAAGGGAAAAGAGGAGGAAUAAUUUGUUAUUUGCUGCUCCUGCAUCCUCACCUUCUUCAGGAGGGAGAGUCGUCUUUAGAUCACAGCCGAGCAGAGAGGAGGAGAAGGGAGGAAAAGGGAAGGAGAUAUUCACACUCCGUUAUGUCUGCCGAGGCGUGUGUGCAAGUGUGUUUGGAUGUGUGUGUCUGCUGAGCGUUAGCCUGGAUUGCUUGUUUCCAGGCCAUGCUAUAGAGAAAUAUCUUCAACUUCCCUGCUCCUCUGCUCUGUUUUUUUUUUUUUUUUUUUUAAAUGGCGUACCAGUGCAGCGGCAGCAUCCCUGUCCUGUAUCUGUGUGCCGGUGCGGCAGGGAUGUGGGGAUGCUCUAAUGUCUGAUUGAGCUGAGUUUGGUCGCUGCUGCCGCCGCCGCUCUGAGGGCCUGUGGGACUGCUGGAAAAGCCUAGACCUCGCUUGUCUGGAGCGCCCCGCUGCACGGCCGAGGCGACAGGCCUACGUGGAGCAGGAAGGUGGAGGAGGAAGUGGAGGAGGAGGAGGAUGAGAAGCACUCUGAGCCUGCAUGCCCAUGGGAAGCAGCAUGCACGGCCGCUGUGUUCGUCAUUCCAGACCCAUCGCUGAGGCUCGGAUUGCUUCUCUGUCGUAAGGCGAUGCUCUUCGGGCCGAGUCCUGCUGUUUCUAAAACGAGGAGCCGGUGUUUUGCAUCCUAAACUAAGAGGAGAGGGAGAGUCAAGGCCCUGCACCUCCAUGCUACCUGAUCCACACGAGGCCUCCUCCCUCCUUGCUCCUUCUGAGUGAACCGGGCCCUUGUUUUUUCUGUUUCUUGACGUUCUAAGGAUUUGCCUAAACCUGUUUCAUGCAUGUCCACUGGAGGCAGGUUUGACUUUGAUGACGGGGGGUCGUACUGCGGGGGGUGGGAGCAGGGUAAGGCCCAUGGCCGAGGGGUCUGCACGGGGCCCCAGGGUCAGGGCGAGUACGCCGGCGCCUGGAGCCACGGCUUCGAGGUCCUGGGCGUGUACACGUGGCCCAGCGGGAACAGCUACCAGGGCACCUGGGCGCAGGGAAAGCGGCAUGGCAUCGGCGUGGAGAGCAAGGGCCGCUGGGAGUACAGGGGGGAGUGGACGCAGGGGUUUAAAGGUCGCUACGGGCAGCUGGAGAGCACGGCCAGCGGCGCCCGGUACGAGGGGACGUGGAGCAACGGGCUGCAGGAUGGAUACGGCACUGAAACCUACUCUGAUGGAGGAACCUACCAAGGCCAGUGGCUGGGAGGGAUGCGUCAUGGUUACGGUGUACGGCAGAGCGUGCCGUACGGUAUGGCGGCUGUCAUCCUCUUCCCCCUGCGAACAUCCAUAAACUCCCUCCGCUCUGAGCACAGCCACGGCCCUCCGGCUGCGCUGGAGGACGGCGCUGCCACCACACCCACAGAUGGGGUGGUGGCGGGGCUGGCGGGAAGCCCGGUGGGCCGGGGCGGCUUUGCCCUGACGGCUCCAAGUGAGGCCGAACGCCAGAGGAAGCGAAAAGGACGCUUCCGGCAGUCCAUCCUGAGCGGCCUCAAGCUUCGGCGUUCCGAGUCCAAAAGCUCUCUGGCCAGUCAGCUCAGUAAGCAGAGCUCCUUCUGCAGCGAGGCCGGCAUGAGCACCGUCAGCUCCGCGGCGUCUGACAUCCACUCCAACGCCAGCGAGAGCGAACAGGGUGCCCCAGUGGACGCCACCGUCACCGAAAUGUACGCAGGAGAGUGGCGGAGCGACCAGAGGGCUGGCUGGGGCGUGAGUCGGCGUUCGGACGGCCUGCACUACGCUGGUGAAUGGGCGGCGAACAAGAGGCACGGAUAUGGAUGUACCACCUUCCCCGAUGGCACCAAGGAGGAAGGAAAGUACAAGCAGAACGUGUUGGUGAGCGGAAAACGCAAGAACCUGAUCCCACUGAGGGCCAGUAAGAUCAGAGAGAAGGUGGACCGGGCGGUGGAGGCUGCCGAGAAGGCCGCGGACAUCGCCAAGCAGAAAGCAGAGAUCGCAAUGUCAAGGAUGAGCCACGCUCGUGGGAAGGCCGAGGCGGCUGAAGGAGUGGCGCAGAAGGCCAUGGAGGAGUGUCGACUGGCCCGGAUAGCUGCCAAAGAGCUCUCGCCCUCCUUUCACAUCUAUGGCAAUGGGCUCGAAUGUCAGAGGCCCAAGCACCAGGACGCCAAGGACAAAGACCAUGAGGUCAUCUCCACAGGAACAGACAGUCCGGAGCUGUGCACUCCGGACACCACGCCGCCUGUGAUAACACCUGAUCUCAGCCCUGUGCUGAGCGUGCCCACCUCGCCCCCUCACAGCCCGCCCAAACACGCCCACCGCCCCAGAAAUGCUUGCUUCAUGCGCCAGAGCGCCGUGGACGAUCAGGGUGGGGCGGAGAUCCAGGUGCUGGUGGAGGGGCGGGGCAUGGAGCUGCCCAGGGGCGGCGCCAACAACUGGACUGAUGACAUGUAUCCGGAUCGAGGAGGCAGCAGCCGUUCCACCACGCCGUCCCUGCUGGAGGAGCAGGAGGGCCAGAUCAACGGCCACGAGCAAGCCCCUUUAUCCAACCACAAACCGCGGGAGAAAUCCCUGUCCAAUCACAAGUACCGGGAGCACGCUUCCUCCUACCGAGCGUGGGAGCACUCCUUAUCCAACCAAAAGCCCUCCAAGCAUGCCUCUUCCAAUCACAAGUCGAGGGAGUACUCGUCGUCCAAUCACAAAACAUGGGAUCAUUCUUCCACCAAUCACAAGGCCUGCGAGCAUGCCUCUUCCAACUACAAGCCACAGGUGCACAUUUUAUCCAAUCACAAGGCCUUGGAUCAUAACAUGUCCAAUCACAAGACUUCUGAGCAUGCUUCUUCCAAUCACAAGUCCCAAGAUUAUAUCUCCUCCAAUCACAAUGCAAAGGACCACGUCUCUUCCAGCUACAACCCCCGAGAGCAUGUCUACUCCAACCACCAUCCAAAGCAGCACAACCCCUCCAACCACAGGCUUAACGAGCAUGCUGUAAUCGACCAAAGGCUAGACGGCCUCACCGGGGGCUGGACUGCUGAAAGCACCCUUAGGUGGAGCCCGGCCCACUCGCGCCUCACGGAGCAGGACGAGGAAAGGAUGAAUGACUAUACGGUGGACAUGAGGCUCCAGUGUCCAGACUCGCAGACGUCUGGGGGGCUCGGCCAGGAGUCCCCGGCCCCCAAAAACAGCCGGCUGCGAUCCCGAGGCCUUCGGCCGGUCAGAGAGGGAUCCAUGGACUCUGUACAGAUGCUGGACAACCUGAAUGUGGGGGCAGAGUUGGAGGAGUGGCCGCUGCACAGGGACCUCACCCUCUCCCCUCCCCUAAAGUCUCAGCCCAUCACUCUGGAGCAGGAAGGAGAGCAUCUCACCCUCAAAUCAAACUCAGGCUCCAGCUCUAUUCUGGUGGUUAUGGUCAUUUUACUCAAUAUUGGAGUAGCCAUUCUUUUCAUUCACUUCUUUAUUUAAGCUUAUACAGGUAUGAAGAUCUACUAAGACUUAUUGAUAACUACGGUAUAUUAUAUUAUUACUUACUGAGACGGACAUUCUGCCUAUUCAACUGGAGCCCGCAGCCCGAGUGACGGACACAGCAGAGCCUUUCUAUUGUUGCUACUGGUCUUUCCACCUCUGUUCAAGCCCUUUUCAGUUUCUACAAAAGCACUGUUCCUUUUCACAUGCUUAUUUCUGAGCUUGCAAACCAUACAGGGGAAAAGGAAAAAGGCGGUUGAAGUAAGAGGAAGUAAAGAGUGCAGCUUUAAACUGGUUGUCCAUCACCGACAGGUCAAUGGACUGGAGAUGGCACAGGCAGUGUUGCCCAUUUUUCCACCAGUCUAGACGAGAAUAUAGCAACCCCCCCCCCCUUUGUUUCCUGGUUAUCAUGAGAAAAAAAACAUGCUAACCAAGAGAACGCACUCCAUUCCGACCGACACCUCCCCUUUUUUGCCUUCGAACCCUUUUCUCCUUCUCAGUCCGAUCCAGCAGUCUCUAUUCGCACUAUGCGUUACGUACAGAACUAUGCUGCAAGAGUAGAUCCAUUUUAAAGGGCUCCGUCAUUAUUCUUUUCUUUUUUCCAAACUACACGGACACACACAACCAUUGCAUGAGGCUGUGUGCAGUUUUAAAAAGUGCAUUUUCUAUCCCUUUAACAUCACUGUUCUGUCUUCAUUUGUGCGCACCCAAUCCUGUUUGUGUCACCGCGCCGACGCCACCAACACCACUCCACUUCCACGUUUUCCAACCAAAAUCGCAGAAUCUAAGAAAAAAAAAAAACAACACAAGAUAUCACGUUUGAAAUCAAAUGUCAGCGACCAAGUCUAAUCCUCGAGGAAUUUAUUAUAAGUGGGAAUUUUAUGUGGCACCACAAACACACACACACACACACACACACACACACACACACACACACACACACACACAAACCUUCGCACGCAAACUUUAAAAUAAAAAACAAACAAAAAAAACAACAUAAAACACAUUUAACUGCUGACAAACUGAGGAGGAUUCAGCCUUGCCCCUUUGUACAGCCUUGAGACUGUUAUGUUAUAACCACUAAUUCUACUAUAUAUGUGUAUGUGUCAUUAUUAUUCAAGUUUGUUACUUUUUUGCAGUUUGCAAGAACAGAGAGAAUGCUGAGUGCCUCGUAUUUAUUCAUUUACCGUCUUUAUUUAAAACCCCCCCGACGUAAAAACACCCCACGUGGGCAGGCUUAAGAGGAGACGAAUAACCUUCAAAAUUUAAAGAAAGGUGACCCUCCACCCUCUUUUCCCUCCUCCUCCCCCACUGCCUCACCCACCUCCAACACCCCCCACCCCUGAAAUGGCAUGCACUGUUUUGUCUCCCAGUCAAAAAGGGAAAAAUGGGGUUUCUAACGGUGUCAUUUCCAGACACGUUUGUUUUUUUUGUUUUUUUUUUUAAAUUUGUUUUGGGCCGGAUGAGAUUCUUUUCAGCAUGUUUGUUUAGCCUGCUCAAUCUGGUGUCAGUUUGUGAGUUUCUCCCUCUCGUCUCUCUUAUCCAGCAACACGAGGCUACGUGAGACGUGGAGAGCAGUGUAAAAUACAACGCUAGCUUUUAACUCUCAGUGGAUACCGACAUGUCCUGAGUUUAUGAAUGAUAUAAAAAGAAACUCUCUGCUACUGUAUGUUUUAUACUUCGCACCCAGUGGCAUCAUCAUGUUGUGACAUCAUUGCAUGCCCGAGCAUGCUCUUUCUUACUCUUUGGUUUAUGAGGUUGUUUCGAAGUUAAUGUGGAGAAAAUAAUGAAAUGUUUGAAAUUAA